Molecule: messenger RNA, 3515 nt
Organism: Pristis pectinata (smalltooth sawfish)
Lineage: Eukaryota; Metazoa; Chordata; Chondrichthyes; Rhinopristiformes; Pristidae
Gene: safb
Product: scaffold attachment factor B
Exons: 23
Coding region: 66-3290 (1074 amino acids)
Biological process (GO): regulation of transcription by RNA polymerase II; regulation of mRNA processing
Cellular component (GO): nucleus
Molecular function (GO): RNA binding; sequence-specific DNA binding
Source: RefSeq, a predicted model, not a curated record
CGCCGGUCCCCUGCAGCAGACGGCGCCAUUUUGUCGUCCUGUCGUGGUUGCGGCGUUUCGCGGUGAUGGCGGCCGAGAGCGUGGCGGUGGUCGAGGCGGCGGAUGAGUUGCGCAGGAUCACCGAGCUCAGGGUGGUGGACCUGAAAGCGCAGUUGAAGAAGAGGAACCUCGACACGAGUGGCAACAAGAGCGUGCUGGUGGAGCGCCUCCGCAAGGCAAUAGAAGAAGAAGGUGGGAAUCCAGAUGAAAUUCCAAUUGCGGCAGACACUCCGGGAAGAAAAAUACCAAAGCGAACAGGGAAAGGUCGGAGAGCAGAGGAUGAUGGUACAGAUGAUGGGUUGGAGGAGGAUUCUGGAGAUGGACAGGAGGAUAUAGAAGCCAGUGUUGACCAAUUACAGGACAUUUCAACAUUGGAUGUUAAUUUUGGGAAUGAAACUGACAUCGAAGGUGCAAUGGCAGGGUGUGCUGAUGAAAAUGAGAUUGAACAGAUCACUGCGUCUUUAACCGAGAAUAUUGAACACGUAGGACUACCUGUAGAGAUCUCUAUGCAGCUACCUUUGGAGAUGGGUGCAGAAGAACCUCUGGAGUCAGCUCUGAUUCUAAGCACAGACCUUCCAGCAGAAAUUGUGGAUGAGCCAAAGGAGAUGAUGGACACGGACAUGCCAUGCACCGGAGAGGAGGAAUCCAUGUCAAAUAAAGAAGACACUGAAGAUAUACUUGAAGAAACAGAGAAGGAGAAUGUAGCCGAGAGUUCGGGGGAAGCUUGUAGUUCAGUCCCUAUCGAGGAGGAGCCCUCAGAAGAGACCCAGCUAUCUACACAAGAAAUGAUCAACAUAGAAUCCUACCAGAAAGAAGAAGAAGAAGAUGACAACAUCUCAGUUACUGUACAAGCAGAGGAUGCACUAACGCUGGAACUCGACAAUGACUUUUUGGAUGCUCCCAAGAAAGAAUCAAAAUCAUCAGGGACUGACUCCGAGAAACCCUGCAAUCAAGUACCCAGUGGCAAUAAAAAUGAAAAUGAAAUGAGCACAACACCAAAUAUGGGCGAAAUGGAAGGCGAACAACAGAAAGAAGAGUUAGAAGGGGCAGGCAUUGAGAUCACAGAGAAAGAACAGCAGCCAGGAACUGAGGAAAGCAAAGAUGAAACAUUGAAAACAGAAGAUGAAGGUGAUUCUAAUGAAGCAGCUAAGAAAGAAAUCUCGAUUAUAGAGGGCAGUGAUCAGAACAAGAGCUCUAUCAAGGAUGGAAAAGAUAUUAAAAUUGCAGCAAAAGACGAGAAAGGCCGAUCUGGUAGUACCACCAUUUCAGACAGUGCAGGAAAGAAUCUUUGGGUGAGUGGCCUGUCCUCUGCCACCAGAGCAACUGACUUGAAGAACCUCUUCAGUAAAUAUGGCAAGGUGGUUGGUGCAAAAGUAGUGACUAAUGCUCGUAGUCCAGGAGCACGUUGCUAUGGAUUUGUGACCAUGUCAACCAGCGAGGAGGCAACAAAAUGUAUUGGCAAUUUGCACAGAACAGAGCUGCAUGGGCGAAUGAUCUCUGUGGAGAAGGCUAAAAAUGAGCCUUCGGGUAAGAAACCAGAUAAGAAGGACGAUUCAAAAAAGGAUCCCAAAUCAGUGUCCAGUCGAGAACUCAGCAGUGAUAGGCGUCAUUCUGCAGAUUCCAAAACUGACAGAGCGAGCAGUGGGAAAAAUGAUAAAAAAGAUGAUUUAAAGAAAUUGGAUGACAAAAAGAAAGAGUCAAAGGAUGAAAAGAGGGAUGAUAAAAAAGAUUUUAAAAUUGAACGGAAAUCUGGAUCCUCGCGUGCUGAUGGAAGCAGAUCAGGAAGUCGUGGUUCUGAAAGAAUAGUCGUGAUGGAUAAAUCUAAAGGGGAACCAGUCAUCAGUGUGAAGACAAAAUCCAAAGAUGAGUCGUCUGUAAAGAACUUGGACAGCAAGCCAGACAGCAAGGAAAAGGACAAAAAGGAUAUGUUGUCCUUCGAUAAAAUCAAAGAACAGCGGGAGCGGGAGCGGCAAAGGCAACGUGAGCGGGAGAUUCGUGAGAUUGAAAGGCGCAGGGAACGGGAAAAAUGGGAGAGAGAGCGUAUGCGGGAACGUCAAGAACGAGAGCUGCUCCAACGGGAGCGAGAGCGACUUGAAGUUGAAAGAAAGCGUCUGGAGAGGGAACGGCUAGAACGCGAGAAACUGGAACGGGAGAGAAUCCAAAUAGAACAGGAAAGGAGGCGGGAGCAAGAGCGAAUUAAUAGAGAGAGAGAAGAAUUGCGCCGUCAACAGGAGCAAAUGCGCUAUGAACAUGAACGCCGUGGUGGUCUUAAAAGGCCGUAUGACAGUGAUAGGCGAGAUGAUCAGUAUUGGCCUGAUCAAAAACGUAUGGCGCUGGAUAGUGACAACAGAUACAGCAGUCAUGGGUCAGACUUUGGCCGCCCGGACCGGUUCAGUGAUUUUGACCAUCGGGAUCGAGGUCGGGCAUUUAUGGAUAUGCAGAUGGACAGGCGAAUGGACCGUUUUGAACGAAGAGAUAGUGGUCCACCACGUCGGGAUGAAAUACCUUUUGGAGGAAGGUUUGACAAGAGACCUGAAGGGUUUCAUGAAAGGCGAGGUGGUAGCCGAGGCCGUGAGAUCAUGAUGAAAUCUGGUAGAGAUCAUGAUAGACACCUUGUUCACAGUUCUCAUCGCAACCACAGUCCUCGGCGUGAAUCUCCACGAAGAGGGCCACCACGCGGGGACUGGAAACUUGAUAGGAUGCCAGACCGGCGUGAUUCUAGUUCCCGAGGCAUGAUUGGUGAUAGAGAUGGACAGCAUUAUCCUGAUGGAAGACACGGAGGACCAGAGCGCCACAGCCGUGAUUCAGGGUCACAGCGAGAAGGUUGGGGCGGGUCUAGUGGUGGCUAUGGACCUGGCAUGAAACGUGUGGGAGACAACAGAGGAGGAAUAAUGCCUCAGCAAUCAAGAGAUAGGGAUUGGGGUGGUGACCAUGGGCGGAAGAUAGAAGGUCAUCCAGAGCGCUCUUGGCAGGGAAGCAUGGAUGGAGGAAUUAUGGGAAGAGAUCAUGACCGUUGGCAAGGAGGUGAUAGGGGCGUACCUGCCCAGUCUGGACAAGGUCAUAUGAUGCAACGAGGAGGAAUGCCAGGGCAUGGAGGAUUUGUGCAAGGGGGGAGCCAGCAGAGUGUUCAACCGAUGAACCGCACAGUCCAGAUAAUGUCAGGUGGCGGCAUGCAAGGAACAGGCAGCUUUGGUGACCAAGACAGAGUGCAGAGACCGUCCAGUGAUCCCCGUUUCCAGCGUCGCUACUAGACCUUGUUUCUAUUACUGGAUUUUAAUGUAAAGGAAUUCUUUAGUGGUGCAUAGUGCUAAUCACAGUACCAUGUUCUUGUGUAUUUUUGUUUACUGCCUCUGAAACCAGAAUUGUUUUGGAAUUAAUGAUCAUUUCAUGGUUACUUUAUUGUUAAAGUACUUGUAUUGAAAUUAGGCUCUACUGAAGAGUCACUUCAAUUUUCCAUAAAUAAAAGUAAAAGUGGA